AUGUGGAGUGAUCAUCCUUGGCAAAACAAACAUGUACGAAUAUGGCAGCGAUACCACAGGCCUCAAUCCAUACUGGGGAACUCCUCAGAAUCCACACAACCGAACUACUAUACAGGAGUCUCUUCGUCUGGUUCAGCUUACGCUGUAGCAGCCGGAUUAGUACCCUUCACUUUUGGAGCUGAUGGAGGAGGAAGUAUCCGAAUUUCGGCUGCUUUUUGCGGGAUUUAUGGAUUGAAACCUACGUAUGGUCGCCUAGAAGACACGUCAAGUACCGUUGUCGUCACUGGUCCCUUGGCAUCUUCAAUGAUGGAUCUAGAAGCCAUGUAUCGAGUUCUUGCGCAACCAGAUCCAUCUGAUUCAAUUUGCCAAUCUUUUGCGCCUCCAAGCAAGAUUCUUUCUACGAGUUUCCAACCAAAAAUCAUAGGCAUCUAUAAGCCGUGGUUUGAGCGGUCCGAUACCUCAGUUUUUGAAGUUUGCCAAAAAGCUAUAGAUUACUAUCAGAAUCAAUUGGGUUACGAAGUAGUCGAUAUCGAACUCCCUUACAUACCCGAAGGGCAGAAGGCACAUGUAUCCACCAUUCUGGCCGAACUAGCCAUUCGUGCGCGUUCCAAUCAUCUUCCAGAUGAAAAACCUACUUCAAAUUCAUGGCUUGCCGAUCUCAACCCAGCAAACAAAAUAGCUCUUGGAGUUGGCUCACAAAUGACUGCUCAAGACUAUCUUCUCGCGCAACAAAUACGUAAUAUCCUUCUGCAACAUCUUGCGUUUCUGUUCAAGGAGUAUCCGGGAUUACUUAUCAUGACCCCAACGUGCCCUAUGCCUGGAUGGGAUAUCAAAUCUGAAAGAGAUCUCAAAUACGGUUGCACGAAUGGUAAUCUUACCUUUCGUAGUGUGGAAUAUGUUUGGAUCGCUAAUUUGUGUGGAAAUCCUGCGAUUAGCGUUCCUGUUGGAUAUAUUGAUCCCGUUGAGACGGCCGGUGAAGGAAAGAUUCCGAUCGGUCUUAUGGCAAUGGGUGAUUGGGGAUCGGAAGAUCAAUUGUUGGGAUGGGGUAGGGAGGCUGAGAUUUAUUUGAAUCAUGUCUAUGAAGGUGGCAGAAAGAGACCCAACGGUGAUGGCUGGGUUGAUGUCUUUAAGCUUGCAAGUAGCCAGAUGGAUACCCUCUCGUAA
Molecule: messenger RNA, 1164 nt
Organism: Botrytis byssoidea
Lineage: Eukaryota; Fungi; Ascomycota; Leotiomycetes; Helotiales; Sclerotiniaceae
Exons: 1
Coding region: 1-1164 (387 amino acids)
Molecular function (GO): catalytic activity
Source: RefSeq, a predicted model, not a curated record